CCUGGUGGUGCUUCAGAGUUCCUGAGUCGUGCAGCGUGCGCGACGGUAGUGACGCGUUUUACCGGGAGCAUGGCGGAUACCGGCUUGCGCCGCGUGGUUCCCAGCGACCUUUAUCCCCUCGUGCUCGGCUUUCUGCGUGAUAACCAACUCUCGGAGGUGGCCAGCAAAUUUGCAAAAGCGACAGGCGCUACGCAGCAGGAUGCCAAUGCCUCGUCCCUCUUGGACAUCUAUAGCUUCUGGCUCAACAGGUCCACCACAGCCUCGAAGCGGAAAUCACAGUCAAAUGGACCAGUGACCAAGAAGGCUAAGAAGGAGACUUCCUCCAGUGACAGCAGUGAGGACAGCAGUGAGGAAGAGGAACAGGCCCAAGGGUCCUCAGCAAAGAAGCCCGCCGGACCUGCCAAGCGAGCCAGCGUGCCGCAGCAUGCGGCGAAGGCAGUAGCCAAAGCUUCAGAGAGCAGCAGUAGUGAAGAAUCCAGCGAUGAGGAGGAGGAAGAGGAGGACAACACAAAGAAGAAGCCUGUCCAGCAGAAGGCAGUCAAGCCCCAAGCCAAGGCAGGCAGAGCGCCUCCUAAGAAAGCUGAGAGCUCUGAGUCUGAGUCGGACUCCAGCUCCGAGGAUGAAGCACCCCAGACCCAGAAGUUAAAGACAGCUGCGGCAGCCAGAGCUCAGCCUAAAGCCUCAGCCAAACCAGGUACAGCAGCUAGAGCACAGACUAAAGCAGCCAAUGGCAAGGCAGCCAGCAGCAGCAGCAGCAGCAGUGACGACUCGGAGGAGGGGGAGACGGCAACAGCACCCCCCAAGAAGGUGCAGACUGUACCUAAAAAGCAAGGUGUGGCCAAGGCACCAGUGAAAGUAGCUGCCACCCCCGCCCAGAAGAGUUCUAGCAGUGAAGAGUCUUCCAGUGAAGAGGAGGAACAGAAGAAACCCACGAAGAAAAAACCAGGUCCCUACAGCUCCGUCCCACCACCUUCUGUUCCUUUGCCAAAGAAGUCCUUGGGAGCCCAGUCUCCAAAGAAGGCCGCUGCGCAGAAGCAGCCUGCAGAAAGCAGUGGGGACAGCAGUGACGAGUCGGAUUCAAGUUCGGAGGAAGAGAAAAAAGCCCCUGCUAAAGUGGUCCUCUCCAAGACACCUGCCAAAGCAGCUCCAGCGAAGAAGAAAGCAGAGAGCUCUUCAGACAGUUCAGAUUCUGACAGUUCUGAGGAUGAAGCUCCUACCAAGCCAGUCAGUACCACCAAGAAUCCCUUAAGCAAGUCCGCUGUCACUCCCAAGCCGUCUGUGGCUAAGGCAGCUGCAACUCCUAAGCAAACUGCAGGCAGUGGCCAGAAAGCUCAGACCAGAAAGGCUGACAGCAGCUCCAGCGAGGAGGAGAGCAGCUCCAGCGAGGAGGAGACGGCAAAGAAAACUGUGACAGCCCCCAAGUCCAAGGUGACCGCUAAAGCAGCACCUUCUCUGCCUGCCAAAAAGGCUCCUCAGGCUGAGGACAGCAGCUCUGACUCAGACAGUUCCAGCAGUGAUGAAGAGGAGAAGACACCUAAGCCUGCAGCUAAGAAGAAGGCCGCGGGAGGUGGAACCCCUUCCAAAGCAGCCCCUGUGAAGAAAGCAGCAGCCAAAGAGAGCAGCAGCUCCUCCGAAGAUUCCAGUGAGGAGGAGGAGGAGGAGGAAGCGCCAGCCAAGGGCAAGGGCACUGCUAAACCACAGGCCAGCAAGGCCAAUGGCACACCGGCGCCUCAGAACGGAAAAGCAGGGGAGGAAAGCGAGGAGGAAGAGGAGGAGGAAGAGACGAAGAAGGCAGCAGUGUCCAAGCCAGGUUCAGGAAAGAAACGGAAGCAGAGUGAGACAUCAGAGGAAGCAGGGACUCCUCAAGCUAAGAAAGUUAAGCUCCAGACUCCCAACACGUUUCCAAAAAGGAAGAAAGCAGAGAAAAGGGCGUCUUCCCCGUUCCGCAGGGUCAGGGAGGAGGAGAUUGAGGUAGAUUCCCGAGUAGCAGACAAUUCCUUUGAUGCCAAGCGAGGUGCAGCUGGAGACUGGGGUGAGCGAGCCAAUCAGGUUCUGAAGUUCACCAAAGGCAAGUCCUUCCGCCAUGAAAAGACGAAGAAGAAGCGAGGCAGCUACCGGGGAGGCUCCAUCUCUGUCCAGGUCAAUUCCGUCAAGUUUGACAGCGAGUGAUCUGUGGUCAUCUUAGCGAAGAAAGGGUGAUGGCGCAAGGCUGGCCAGUCACCUCCAGUGGACCCAGAAACUCAGUGCUGUUAGGAGAGGGUCUUGGCAAGGACAGAUUUGAGAGGUCCUGACUGUCAUUACAGUCUCCAGUCCUUUUUUGUUCCGACUUUUGUACGGGUUUGUUUUUGAGUGUUGUCUUUGCCUUCCUGUUCUGUGGGUCUUCAUACUGAGAAGUUUGUAUAUUUUAUAUUAAAUCAUUUCGUAGAGAUUUUUGUUGUGAUUUUCAGAGAUGAGUUCCACAGAUUAAAGUCUUAGCUAUGGCCCAAGACGUAGCAAAAUGUCACAUGGUAAGACUUUUUCUCAUUGGAGGAUUCUACUCAUGUGAGUGCACACAUCCACAUUUUAUUCCUCCUUCCCUGGAAACCACGGCGGGGCACUGGCUGUUAAUGGUUGUGGUUUUGUCUGUUAAGCAUGCUGUGUGCUCAUCUUCAUUCACUGGGUCUGAGACUGACGCUUUCAGAAGCCAGCGUGCAUCUACAACUUUGGGGGAUAAAAUUGCUGUUCUUGGAUAUAACAGGCAGUGCCUUUAAUUAAUUCCAGCACUGUGGGGGGGACGGGUGAGGGAGGGCAGAGGCAGGCAGAUCUCUGGGUUCCAGGACAGCCAGGGCUACACAGAAACCCUGUGUGUGUGUGGUAGGGGGGCAUUGACAGAAUUUUCGUGUGGUGUGAAUGUAACUGUCUUGAGUAUUUUGUUUUCAGUAAUUAUUGCUAUUACAUGUUUACAGUACAUCUUAGUUUUAAUUUCAAAGCAAGCUUUUCUGACAUUGAAAGGCAUUUUCAACAACUUGACUUUUACUGCUGUUGAUACUAAGUUCAUGGCCGUGUUUGGUUGUUUUUAACAUCAUCAAGAACUGAAUGACAUAAUGUUUAAUUAUUUCUGUCUUGGUAACAGUAGUGACACAAAAUUAAUUGGUGUGAUUUCUGCAUGGUUGAAAAUCACCCGUCAAAGAAGUGGAAAUGACUAAUUAAAAUCCCCAGUGCUCAAUGUGAAGUAGGUACAGUGGGUGCAUCCCAGGAAACCUGUGGUAAGGAGUCAAACCUUACAGGGACUGGGGCUUGAGAACAGCGUUGAGGCAUCUGCAGAGCAUUUUGUCUAGAAGUUGCUACAUGGGAGUGAUUGUCUUGUUUAAGUUGGUCCUCUGGACUAAUUGUUAGUACCUUAUCUAUGAAGUUACUGAUCUAACUAACUGGGAGGGCUACGAGGCAUCUCGGGACAGUGUGCUUGCCUAGCAUUCAUCAGACGCUCGUUUGACCCCUAGCACCCCAGGAAAUAAAUAAAUACCUAAACGAGCAGAGAUCCCUGGGCCAAGGGAGUAAGUAGAUUAUAAAGACAUAGGAUGUGACAUUGGCAGCUCGACCAGAGUGAGUGAGGGAAGGGAAGCGCCCGCCUGGCAAGAACAGACAGCAGGUUUCCCGGAUGAAGUGAAGGCGCCAAGGAUGGCCUCCUGUGAUUAGUUCCCAGUCACCUGGUGACUUGUUCAAAGCUGGUUUUCUGUGGCAGCUCCUUGAGGAGGAAAAUGUGCUGAUGUCGGCAUGGUCAGAGCUCUACGUCUUACUACAGAACAAUAAACUGGAUGGUCUAUGAUGUA
Molecule: messenger RNA, 3809 nt
Organism: Peromyscus maniculatus bairdii (prairie deer mouse)
Lineage: Eukaryota; Metazoa; Chordata; Mammalia; Rodentia; Cricetidae
Source: RefSeq, a predicted model, not a curated record